AUGCUGUCACUUCGAAUGCUACACUUGCGCAGCUCUCUUGGAUUAUCGAAGGUAUCACAGCAUUUGCGUGUCCAUCAUAAUGUUAAGCUGCUGUCAUUGCACUCAAAGACACAAUACUUUUGGUUGGGUUCGUUUUCUACCCGAAGUAAUUCUUCGACGUCGGUCGUAUCAAAGUCUGCAAAUGGUCCUCAUACUCACGCCACGACCGCUGGUAACUCUAAAUUAACGGUGGAUCAAAUUUUAAACCACGUAUCUAUUAUGGAGCAAUGGACAUGUAGUGGCUGUGGUAUCGAGCUGCAAUAUAACGAACCCAAGCAGAUUGGUUACUUUCCAAAGCAAGUGCUGACUAAUGUGCUGGACCUUAAGGAUCUCAAACGACUGCGCUGCGAGCGGUGCUUUCAGAUGACUCAAUACGGCAAGAUUUCGGACACUAGAAUACCAUAUCAGGAAUAUGAGCGGCGCGUUAUGGAGCUGCGCAACAAGGAUAUCCUAAUGAUCCAGUUGGUAGACAUACUCGACAUCUCUGGGAGUUUGUUACCCAAUGCACGCCACAUCUUUGGAAAGAAGCCGGUUAUGCUUGUGGUCAAUAAGGGCGACUUGGUACCGACAAAGUCAGGGAUUAGGAGAUUGAUGAGAAGAAUUAAGCAGGAAGCCAAGGAGGCAGGUAUUGACAACAUCAUCUCUAUCUAUCUCGUUAGUGCUCUGAAGCGCAUUGGUAUGAAGGAAAUUAUUGAAGAUGUAGCCAAGUAUCGUCAGGGUCGUGAUAUCUGUGUCGUGGGCGCUGCGAAUGUUGGCAAGUCGACGUUUCUAAAUUCUUUUUUGUCUCACUUAGUAGACCGAAAGUGGCAACACAAUCACCGUAAAUAUAUGAAAAUGCCCGAGGUGCAAGUAUCCGAGCUGGAGGAUGAGGAGAAAGCUACGAUGUUAAACAUUGAUGAUGAAACAAUAGCUGAGGUCAAGACUCAGACAGCAGCAAUUGGUGGUGAGCAAACAGUGGUGACUCCGUACGGGGAGUUGUAUGUUGCCUCCGGUGAAGAUCCAGAAAUGAUCGAAAUGAGUUCGGAAGAGGAUCGAGAGAUGACAACAUCACCACUACCCGGCACAACACUGGCCGUGCAGUCCCUGCCAGUCAUGGUGCGGAAUGAGGUGUUCAAUAUUCUCGACACGCCUGGUUUGAUCACGGAUGCAAAGCGACAAAAGCUCAUCGAGGUUCUUGCAUUGGAUGGAGCUGCUAAACUCAAAAACGUGUUUCCCGCGAAGAAUCUACCAGUGACGACAUAUCGCGUUCGUCCCGGUCGAAGCCUGUUCUUAGGAGCUCUCGUGCGUUUCGACUACGAAAAUAUCGGAAAUGAGAAAAACAAGAACAAUUUGCUGCUAUCUUGGUAUGGUGUGCUGCCUGGACAUCUUACAAGCACUGAACGCGCCGAGGCAACUUUUGUGAAACAUGCUGGUGGUAUCCUUUCACCACCAAGGGGUUUGGACGCAAUGAGCUUUACCGGUCCACUCACGCUAUCGCAGAAUCUGUACUUGAAAGAUUACACGCUCGGUAGCGUUUUGACAAAGUCUAAACCGAGGAAACCGAAGCGUACAACAGUCGUGGAGCUAGAAAUACCAGGUUUUGGUUGGCUCGCUGUUACGGCUGUGGACUUAGAUGGCACGACAGCGUCUCAAAAGACGUUAAAUCAAGGAAAGAUCUCAAUCCAUACGUGUCGGGGUCUUUCUGUCGUGCCGCGUACGCCGCUUUAUCCGUAUGAAUUGUCAGAUUCGAAAAGUACAACCUGGAAACGUUAG
Plasmopara halstedii is the source of this 1791-nucleotide messenger RNA. Its product is annotated as gtp-binding protein. Lineage: Eukaryota; Oomycota; Peronosporomycetes; Peronosporales; Peronosporaceae. The record is from RefSeq and is a predicted model, not a curated record. The transcript has 4 exons. The coding region runs from base 1 to 1791 and encodes 596 amino acids.